Messenger RNA from Lutzomyia longipalpis, 2371 nucleotides. It is a transcript of the gene Pep, whose product is annotated as zinc finger protein on ecdysone puffs. Lineage: Eukaryota; Metazoa; Arthropoda; Insecta; Diptera; Psychodidae. The transcript is spliced from 5 exons. Bases 131 to 2137 code for a protein of 668 amino acids. Gene Ontology annotation, cellular component: nucleus. The record is from RefSeq and is a predicted model, not a curated record.
GCGAGUUUUAUGCUUAUGUGUGUGUCUUCACAUCCACUCCGAAAAAAAGUGACUCCGCCAUUAAGAUAGUGUGAAAAUAAUUUGUGUUUUCUCCAAUUGUGCAGCAUCGUAAUCUUCCAAAAAGGGAAAAAUGGCUUAUCGCAAUAAUCGCAACUUCGAUCGGAACAGCUACGGCGGCUCCAUUAGCCGCAAUGUGGAUCCCUGGGAUACUACGAAUGAUUGGGGUAUGCGCGGCGGUGGUGGCGGCGGCGGCGGCAACUUCAUGGGGAAUCAAAAUCAGAACCAGGAGGCUCUGGCCCUAGCCAACAACCUCAUCAAUAACAUCUUGCGCGGGAAUCAACCACCCUCGCUGCUGGAUCUGGCACCGAAUGAUAUGCGUGGCGGCGGUGGUGGUGGCUUUGGCGGCGGCUACGGCCGGGGUGUUGGCGGUGGGGGUGGCGGCUAUGACCGCUUCGACGACCGCAUGGCUGGACGUAUGAUGGGCAAUCGCAAUGCUGCCAACAACCGCAAUCGACGUCCUGGCGCAGGUAGUGGACCGCGCAACAAUAAGCCCAAUAAACCGGGCGGUAUUCGUAAACCCAAUGCCACUGAUCGUUCUAAGAAAGUUCUGGCUAAGAAUUCUAACAAUUCUAAACCAACAAAAACGGACGGCGAUACUAAUAAGAAUAAUGAGAGUGGCGAGGUAAAGGAUGAGCAUGUCGACGGAGAUCCCCAGGAUUCCCUGUAUGCUGAUGUUCCAAGUGACAUGUUCUACUGUCAUAUGUGCAAGAAGCACAUGUGGGAUUGUUUGUCAUUUGAAAAUCACAUCAAAGGACGCUCCCAUGCCAUGAUGAAGGAAGGCGUUGAGGAAAGCUAUCGCCUACGUGCAACAAUGAUUCGUCAAGAGGCGAAAAUUGAUGAGCAACUCAAGAGUAUUGAGAUUGAGCGUUUAAAGCGCAUCGGGAAGAACGUUAAGGCGUCCAAUGUGCGUCGUGAAUACUGCACAAUGUGCGAUUUGCACUUUUACGGACAUUUAUCGUCUCAUCGCAAAUCCGAGGGACACUUGACGCUGAAGAAGUUCUUACAUCCCAAAUGCAAUGACUGCAGUAUGGAGUUCCCAACGAGGAUUGAGUAUGAUGCUCAUUUGCUUGCCCCGAGUCACAUGAUUAAGGCAUCAAAGCGCACCCAUCGUGCGGAGAAGCGCAAGAAUCAACUUGUUAUCCAUGGGGAGGCUGAUGAGUUGAAGGAUGUGCGUGAGAAGGAGGAAAAGCACGAGGAGGCGACUGAGAAGACGGGUGAAGGGGAGGAAGGUGGUGAAAAUGCUGAAGCAAAGGAAGGUGGUGAGGAAAAUGCCGAGAAUGCCGAAGGGCAAACUGAGGCGAAGGUUGAAGUUGAAAAGGAGGCAGAAAAUGUCAUUUUGGACUACAUUGAGGGCGUAACUGAGCUUCCAUCUGAGAUUGAUAAUCGCAUUCCCAAGUACAAUUGUCAUCGGCAAUUGGGGAAGAGUUUGAUUGGGAAGGUGGAUUGCUAUGAAUGCCGUAUCUGCAAUCGAUUCUUCGAUACAGACGGUACAGCUGAGAUUCAUACGAGAACUUUGUCGCAUCAUCGGCAAUUUAUUAGAUUCCUCAAUGAGAAGUGCAAUGAAGUUAAGAUUGCGGAGAAACGGGCUGCAGCUACGUUGGAGAAUGAACGCAAGAAGAGAGCACGCAUUGAGCAGGUGGAACAGAAUGGGAAGACACCACAAAAGCCCAAGAUUGAUCCAUCUGAGUUGUAUGAUCCUUGUGAGGCAACUGAGGAUGACGACAAACCUAAUGAUUCCCAAGAAGGAGACAUCACAGAAAGCGAUGUGAAGGAUGAAUCAAAUGUACAGGCUGAUGAUACAAUGGAAUCCCUGAAAACGGAGGAUGCUGAUAUGACGGCACCAGAGGAGGAACCGGUAAAGGAAGAAGAACCACCGGCACCUGAGCCUGUGCCAGAACAGAAGGUAGAGACACCGGUGGCAAAGACUCCGGCAGCUAAACCUACCGCAACACCUGCUGCUGCAACACCUGUUGCACAGAAACCACAACAACAGAGGGCUCAAACGGCUGUCAGAGGACGCCCAGCUCAGAGGGCAUCACCACGUGGUCGUGGGCGUGGACGCUACAACCGCUUUUAAAUACAUUUUUUUGUCAGAAUUAUUUGCUUCAAUAAGCACACUAUUACUCGGAUUAUACUAUAAUGGACAAGCACACUUUCCUCGUUCUAGUGAGUAUUUUUCUUUCUUCAAAUAGAUGAUGAACAUGUGAAAUAGAACGCAUGGAAAAAAGCUUACCUACUUUUAACAGAAUAUUUUACAUAACAUAUACAUACAUAUAUAUAAUUAAAUAUAUAUAAAGAUUUAAUAAGAUAA